AUGUGUAUUACGAACCUUCCUGUCGCGUCUGUGGUAUCUAACACGGCUUACCAAAAACUCGAUUUAUUGGCGAACGAUGUUCAGGUCAACUUAACUGGUAAAUUACUUUUAAAGGACACACACGCUUGUUUUUAUCCUUAUUACUCUGCGACCAAUAUUGAUCGACUUGUGUCUUCAGGAUACAAUCAUAGUCAGACAAAGGAAAAUUUAUCACAAAGCUUAACAGCCAAUGGACCCUUUGGUGGAAGCUGUCGAGUGCAUGGUUCCGUGCCGCCACUCACUCAUUGUAGCUCUGACGAAAUAGCAGCCGUCCCCGAUAUGGAUAUCGGUAGUUUAGGGAUAAAAAGUCCCAUAUUAAGCAACCCCGCAUUUUCUCACUCGAAAUGCCUCCCAAAAAUUCACAAAAGCUGCUUUUGUGUGCGCUUUAUAGCCGAACAUACUAAAAUGCAAGAGGAUUCGACAAAAGUUAAAGAGGACUGGAAAUACGUUGCUAUGGUGUUGGAUAGACUUUUUUUGUGGAUAUUUACAUUGGCCGUUGUAGUUGGUACAGCUGGAAUCAUUUUACAAGCCCCAACAUUGUAUGAUGAUCGUAUUCCCAUCAUUGAACAAAAGGACUUGGACUUCUCUGGAGCAUCGGCCGGACGCUGCAGACCUCCGCAAUAACACUAUUAUUUUGGAGGGACCUAAAGAAUAUUUGAACAGGAUUUAUAUUGUUCCACAAUUCGUCACGGAUCGAAAUCAUCACUCAGUCGACGGCGACGAAGGCAGUGCCGAAAGCACUUUUAAAAUGACUUUUAAUAUAUAAAAAAUAUAUCGUUGUACACUUUUAGAUAUCUAAAAUUACAUUUAAAGUCAUUUCAAACCCCUAGUGAUUUGAGUGGUAUCACACAAUUGCGAUAUUAAAAACUUGGGUUGCAUAAUUUUUAGUAUAUGUUCUCAUAAAACUAAAAUAGUAAUAUAAAUAUACACAAUGACAGAGUUGAAAGAGGUCUGAAAUAAUAUGCUUCUAAUAUAUGAAAGUUAAAUAAAGGUGUAAUACCUACGAAGAGAAAAGAAGAAUUAACAUGUAACGUUUUAUGAGGAAAAAAUGAGACUAGGCAUUCAGGCCAGACUUCUCGAUUUAUUUUUUAUUUGCUAGAAGGAGUAUUAAAUUAAAUUAAAAAAAACGCACCAGAAAAACCAAUUGCUUUUACCUAGUUCAAACAAAGUGUUAUCAUAAAGUUAAGUCAAGUUGUUUAUAUUUAUUUGAUCAUUUGUUGUAAGAACCAUCUAGAUAUCUCAUUCCAAUCCAAAGUCAGGAAAUUAAGAAUAUGUGCAAUCUAUACUUUUUUAUGAACGCUUUUUACUGUCUUUAGUAAUUUGUGCCUAGUUUCUUUACGCGUGUUGCCAAUUAUUAGCCACGCCCUAAAAAAUAUAUGUCAGCAUUGUACGUUCUUAGGACACAUACAUAUAAUUUAAUUUAAAUCUCAAACUUUAGCGUGAAAAUAUGUGAAAUAGAAAGUUAACAUUUUAGAAUAUAGGAAAACCACUAUUGAAAUUAAUUAGAAUGUAUGAAUUUGUUAA
Messenger RNA from Drosophila suzukii, 1563 nucleotides. NCBI's taxonomy places the organism in Eukaryota, Metazoa, Arthropoda, Insecta, Diptera, Drosophilidae. The record is from RefSeq and is a predicted model, not a curated record.